Molecule: messenger RNA, 426 nt
Organism: Darwinula stevensoni
Lineage: Eukaryota; Metazoa; Arthropoda; Ostracoda; Podocopida; Darwinulidae
Source: the annotation of a GenBank genome assembly
AUGGUAACGUGUCUGAGCGGUGGAAUUCCUCAUAGUCAUCGGACGAAUCUGAAGACUUGUCAUGGGGACUGUUGUCGGGGUCAUAACCGGGGCCUUCACCCUCACCCGUCCACGGCAACUGCUCCUCUCCACUAUUAUGGGGAGGAAGAGGGUCUAGAUGGGAGGAAUGCACCCUUGAAGGAUGAAGACAGGAUCUUCACAAACCUCUAUGGUCGUCAUGAUUGGCGUCUGAAGGGAGCUCUUAAGAGGGGAGACUGGUAUAAAACAAAAGAAAUAAUCCUGAAAGGACCUGAGUGGAUUACAAAUGAAGCCAAGAUAUCUGGUUUACGAGGGCGGGGAGGUGCUGGCUUUCCCACAGGCAUGAAAUGGAGUUUCAUGCAUAAGCCAUCUGAUGGGAGGUAUGAUUAGAUUUGAAAAUAGAUAUGA